Octopus sinensis (East Asian common octopus) is the source of this 1492-nucleotide messenger RNA. RefSeq names its product retinaldehyde-binding protein 1-like. Bases 313 to 1182 code for a protein of 289 amino acids. The record is from RefSeq and is a predicted model, not a curated record. The transcript is spliced from 7 exons. NCBI's taxonomy places the organism in Eukaryota, Metazoa, Mollusca, Cephalopoda, Octopoda, Octopodidae. Gene Ontology annotation, cellular component: membrane. Gene Ontology annotation, molecular function: phosphatidylinositol bisphosphate binding.
AUAGUUACUGAAUUAUCACAUUCCUCCAUAGCAUUUCUGUUUUUAUCUUCAACAUAUGAUAUGCUCUUUUAACAAAGUCUCUUUCUCUGCAUCAAACUAUACUGCGUAUGGCUUCUCUUUCACCAAAGGUCACUAAUACUUGGGCUUUUAUAGCCUCACUGCUGACACUAACCAAAUUUCAGUGCUAAUGGUUGCUCUAUAAGCGAUUCCAGCAGAAUAAAUAGAUGCUAAAGGCUGUGGAUAUUCAUUUCAUAGAGAUUCACCUUACUUUCAAAGUUUAUUUAUGGAACUGAAAAUAGCUACUUGGCUUGAAUGGAAUCCUUCUAUGACCAAAUUUUCCGCAAACUUCCCUCACUUCCAGAAGAAUUUCAAACUCGAGCCCAAACAGAAUUAAAUGAAACUAAAGACAAACGAGAUGAAUGUUUAACACAAAUACGAGAACUAAUUAAAUCUGACAACAAUAUAGAGGCAUGUUUUCCAACUGAAGAUGAUGACCACCUCCUCAAAUUUCUCAGGUCUAAAAAGUUUGAUGUUGAAAGAACAUUUGAGCUGAUCAAAAGUCAUGUUAAAUUUAAAAGAAAGUACCCUGAAGUCUCAGAAGACCUGACAUUUGAAUCUGUUCGAGAGUGUUUGUUAAAUGGCUUUCCAGGUAUUUUACCAGAACGAGAUGCACAGGGAUGUAUUGUGCUGCUGUUCAGUAUAGGGAACUGGGAUCGAAACAAAUUCCCUAACGAUGUGGUAUUGAGGUCUUAUCUCUUUCUCUUGGACUAUCUACUCCUGAAUGAAGAAACUCAACUGAAUGGCAUAACUAUUGUAGAGAACUUCAGGGAUUACUCAUUACUACAAGCACUGACAACUCGUCCCUCUGACAUGAAGAAAAUGGUCGAAAGCAUACAAGGGACAUUUCCUUCUAGGUUUAAGGGAGCACACUUCAUCUAUCAGCCCUGGUUCUUUACUCACACCGUCAGGCUUAUAAGGCCCUUUCUGAAGACAAAACUAGCCAGUAGGGUAUUUUUAUAUGGCUAUGAUCUCGAACCUUUCUGGCGGUGUUUCAAACCUUCCCUGAUUCCUGUUGAUCUGGGUGGCAAAGGACCAUGCUACGACCCCAAGCCAAUGGUUGAUGCUCUAGCUAAAGCAGUUGCUGAGAGAGAGCAAAUUACACAGAAGAAGAGCGCUGAUUAAUUAUUCUAUGUUAUUAACAAACAUCAGUUAUAAUCUGUCUAUUGUAAACAUUAUUGUUAUAAACACUAUGUUGUUAAUUCUCUUUUGGAACUGUGGCUCUCAAAACCAAAUAAGACUAUAAAUAAUAGAAAAAGUCAAGUCCAGAGGCAGCCUUUGAAUUUUUCAAUCCAAAGGGGUUUUUGUAACUCAAUAUUUACACACUAUUUAAGGUGGUGAGCUGGCAGAAAUGUUAGAACACCAGGCGAAAUGCUUAGCAGUAUUUCAUCUGUCUUUAUGUUCUGAGUUCAAAUUUCGCUGAGGUCAACUCUGU